UUCCGCUCCGCAGAGUCGGAGUGACCAGGGCGCAGGGAGGGCGGCACUCGGCCCUGGGUUCCGCAGCCCCACACGCUCCCUCCACCGCGGGACCUGGGGCGCCGGACCGCUCCCCAGAGGGCUGAGUGCGCCGCAGGCGGGAGCUGGGCCGGGCGGCGGCGAGGGAGGGAGCGAGAAGCUAGCCGAGUCGCAGGCGCACGGCUCCGGGUCCCCUCCCAGCCCCGGCAGGUGCCCGUCACCGCCAGACUCGGGCUGCCCCUGGGAAGGGCUGUGCGCCCGCCACCCGUCGGGGACAGCAGCUGCUCCGCGGGAGCGCAGGGAACGAGUCCACGCGACGGUCCACACGGGACAGGUCCUGGAUGAGCAGGAGCUGACAGCAGUGAGUCCCGUCUUCUCUGUGCUGGGGAGCAGGGCCGCGUGGCCCCAGGGGCACUGAUGCCGAAGAACAGCAAGGUGACCCAGCGUGAGCACAGCAACGAGCAUGUCACGGAGUCGGUGGCCGACCUGCUGGCCCUAGAGGAGCCCGUGGACUACAAGCAGAGCAUCCUGAAUGUGGCAGGCGGGGCAGGUGGCAAGCAGGGGGCGGCGGAGGAGGAGCUGGACGCUGAGGACCGGCCGGCCUGGAACAGCAAGCUGCAGUACAUCCUGGCCCAGAUCGGCUUCUCCGUGGGCCUCGGCAACAUCUGGAGGUUCCCCUACCUGUGCCAGAAAAAUGGAGGCGGUGCCUACCUGGUGCCCUACCUGGUGCUGCUGAUCACCAUCGGGAUCCCACUCUUCUUCCUGGAGCUGGCUGUGGGCCAGAGGAUCCGCCGGGGCAGCAUCGGCGUGUGGCACUACGUGUGUCCCCGCCUGGGGGGCAUCGGCUUCUCCAGCUGCAUUGUCUGCCUCUUUGUUGGACUGUAUUAUAAUGUGAUUAUCGGGUGGAGCAUCUUCUACUUCUUCAAGUCCUUCCAGUACCCACUGCCCUGGAGUGAAUGUCCUGUCGUCAGGAAUGGGACCAUGGCAGUGGUGGAGGCAGAGUGUGAGAGGAGCUCGGCCACCACCUACUUCUGGUACCGAGAGGCCUUGGACAUCUCCAGCUCCAUCUCGGAGAGCGGGGGCCUCAACUGGAAGAUGACCCUGUGCCUCCUUGUGGCCUGGACCAUUGUGGGCAUGGCCGUCGUCAAGGGCAUCCAGUCCUCAGGGAAGGUGAUGUAUUUCAGCUCCCUCUUCCCCUACGUGGUGCUGGCCUGCUUCCUGGUCCGGGGGCUGCUGCUUCGAGGGGCCGUCGAUGGCAUCCUGCACAUGUUCACUCCCAAGCUGGACAAGAUGCUGGACCCGCAGGUAUGGCGGGAGGCGGCCACCCAGGUCUUCUUCGCCCUGGGGCUGGGUUUUGGGGGCGUCAUCGCCUUCUCCAGCUACAACAAGCAGGAUAACAACUGCCACUUUGAUGCCGCCCUGGUGUCCUUGAUCAACUUCUUCACCUCGGUGCUGGCCACCCUCGUGGUGUUUGCUGUGCUGGGCUUCAAGGCCAACAUCAUGAACGAGAAAUGCGUGGUUGAGAAUGCCGAGAAAAUCCUGGGGUACCUCCACAGCAACGUCCUGAGCCAGGACCUCAUCCCCCCCCACGUCAAUUUCUCCCACCUGACCACCAAGGACUACGAGGAAAUGUACAAGGUCAUCAUGACCGUGAAAGAGGACCAAUUCUCAGCCCUGGGCCUCGAUCCCUGCCUGCUGGAGGACGAGCUAGACAAGUCCGUGCAGGGCACAGGCCUGGCCUUCAUCGCCUUCACCGAGGCCAUGACACACUUCCCUGCCUCCCCGUUCUGGUCCGUCAUGUUCUUCCUGAUGCUCAUCAACCUGGGCCUGGGCAGUAUGAUCGGGACCAUGGCGGGCAUUACCACGCCCAUCAUCGACACCUUCAAGGUGCCCAAGGAGAUGUUCACAGUGGGCUGCUGUGUCUUUGCAUUCCUCGUGGGGCUGUUGUUCGUCCAGCGCUCCGGAAACUACUUUGUCACCAUGUUUGAUGACUACUCAGCCACCCUGCCGCUCACCGUCAUUGUCAUCCUUGAGAACAUCGCUGUUGCCUGGAUCUAUGGAACCAAGAAGUUCAUGCAGGAGCUGACUGAGAUGCUGGGCUUCCGGCCCUACCGCUUCUAUUUCUACAUGUGGAAGUUCGUGUCUCCACUGUGCAUGGCUGUACUCACCACAGCCAGCAUCAUCCAGCUGGGGGUCACGCCCCCGGGCUACAGCGCCUGGGUCAAAGAGGAGGCUGCCGAGCGCUACCUGUAUUUCCCUAACUGGGCCAUGGUACUCCUGGUCACCCUCAUCGUCGUGGCGACCCUGCCCAUCCCAGUGGUGUUCAUCCUGCGGCACUUCCACCUACUUUCUGACGGCUCCAAUACCCUCUCCGUGUCCUACAAGAAGGGCCGCAUGAUGAAGGACAUUUCCAACCUGGAAGAGAAUGACGAGACCCGCUUCAUCCUCAGCAAGGUGCCCAGCGAGGCGCCCUCCCCCAUGCCCACUCACCGCUCCUACCUGGGGCCUGGCAGCACGUCGCCCCUGGAGCCCAGUGGUGACCCCAGUGGACGCUAUGGGAGUGGCUAUCUCCUGGCCAGCACCCCAGAGUCGGAGCUGUGAUCACCACCACCCCACCCCUGCCCGCCUCUCCCCCAUGCCCAGCCAGCCCCCGUCCCAGCCUGGCUGCUCCUCCCAGGAGAGGGGUCUGCCCUGCCUCAGCCCCCACCCCAGUCCCAGCCGAUUCUGUUCCCCAGACCUGAGUGGGGGCCGCGCCUUCUAACCCUCCAAGGUUCUCUCACCAAAUGGCAGCCGAAUAACUGGAACAAUCCAGAAGUUCUGAUUCCCAGCACAGGAGAGACUCCAAGUGGCCACUUUCGGGGUCACCCCACUCUCCUCUCCCCCUAACCUGCUAUCUGCAGUUCUUAGGUCUCAGAGGCCUCUGUUGCCAGGUGGUGUGGUGGUGAAGCCACGGGGGCAGGGCGGGAUGUCCCAGGGGCUGCCUGAUUUAAGGCUGCGGAUGGGACAGACAUGCUGGGCCCCGGGGCUCCAGCUGGGGUGGAGUUCUGUUGUGUCAGGCAGAUGGUGCCCGGUAGCAGAGGGGCGGGGGCUCCGCCACCCCCAGCUCUAGGUGGGAUCUCUGAUGUCCUAGGCCUGCCUGGGUGGGUGGGGUGUGCUCCUACAUCUUGCCUGGGAGGGCAAUGACUAGGCUUGAACCCUCCCUGCGUCCAUUAGGGCUUAGCCAUCUCCCUGUCCUUUCCCGCCCCUGUCCCAUCCUGGAGCCCCGAGUGGUGGCCUCUGCCUUUUUCUUGAGGUUUCCGGAGCACGCUGUCCACAGCACAAUUUGGAUCGUUUGGAGCACAAUUGCACAACCCCCUCCUCCCGUCUGGGACCCAACUUUCUCUCUAGUGGCAGCUUCUCCCCUGGAACGGGGUCCCUGGAGUUCAGGGGACCUCACACAGGAAGCCUCGCACCUGGGGAAACAGAUACUUCCACUGCCCUUUUGGGUCCCCACUCACCCUCUGUUGUAUAAGCACAGCUAUCCGACCCGUGGUGGUCAGGGCCACAGGCAGUGCCGAGGGGAGGUUGCCCGGGGGGCUGGGUCUCUGCCCACCCCCACUCUUACCUUCUGGCCUACCAGGAAUAGAGCUGCCCUCAGAGUAUAGGCUGGGAGGGUUAGAACCUGACCAGAGAACAGAUGUCUGCAGGGUGGUGGAUGGACCAAAGGGAGGAUGG
Molecule: messenger RNA, 3732 nt
Organism: Molossus molossus (Pallas's mastiff bat)
Lineage: Eukaryota; Metazoa; Chordata; Mammalia; Chiroptera; Molossidae
Gene: SLC6A17
Product: solute carrier family 6 member 17
Exons: 12
Coding region: 436-2619 (727 amino acids)
Biological process (GO): proline transport; L-leucine transport; alanine transport
Cellular component (GO): plasma membrane; synaptic vesicle
Source: RefSeq, a predicted model, not a curated record